Messenger RNA from Danaus plexippus (monarch butterfly), 2163 nucleotides. It is a transcript of the gene Dbx, whose product is annotated as homeobox protein DBX1-A. The record is from RefSeq and is a predicted model, not a curated record. The transcript is spliced from 5 exons. Lineage: Eukaryota; Metazoa; Arthropoda; Insecta; Lepidoptera; Nymphalidae. The coding region runs from base 216 to 1163 and encodes 315 amino acids. Gene Ontology annotation, biological process: regulation of transcription by RNA polymerase II. Gene Ontology annotation, molecular function: DNA-binding transcription factor activity, RNA polymerase II-specific; DNA binding.
GCUUUCACCCCUCCGCGAACGUGGUACUGGCGAGCCGGGCGAGGGGAAAGGAGGGCUCAGCGGAGACUGGUCGCACCCCGGAGACACGCCGCCCCUCGGCGGGAGCCACUCCCAGCCGGCCGGCAGUGUGGCGGCGACGGUGACCCGGGACAGACCCUCGCCGGAGACAGGAGAUGUGACCUCCGACACACGACACAUACACACACACACGCGACAUGCACCCCACGGACAGGCACGGAGCGCUCGACCUCAACCUCAACAACGACCUCAUGCUGAAGACCAUCCAGGAGCUGUGCUGCCACGGCGCCGGCUUCACCGUGGACCACAUCCUGCACGGCCGCGCGCCCGCCGCCUCCGACUCCGACGACGAGGAGCGCGGCGACACGCUCACCGAAGACCUGGAAACCGGCGCUCAGCUGCAGCAGAAGAAGCCGCUGCUCAAGUUCAGUGUCAGCGCCAUCCUGGGAGAGGACGCCGACUCCGCCAGGGGGCCCGGAGACUUCAUGUCAUAUCCAGAGUACCGCCAGCCCGUGCUGGGCAGUCCGUGGCCUAUCGCCAAGCCGAUAGCCAGCCGGCCGAUCCCUCUCCAGCACCAACACCUGCAGCACCUCCUGGCUCACUGUCACCAUCCCUACCUGGUCCGUCCCGCGCAGGCUCACACCCAGGUGUUCCCACUCCCCGGAGGCUUCCCAUGGGCUCACAGCUCCAGAGGCAAACCCCGGCGCGGUAUGAUGCGCCGCGCGGUGUUCUCCGACCUCCAACGUAAAGGUCUGGAGAAGAGAUUCCAGCUCCAGAAGUACAUCAGCAAGCCGGACAGGAAGAAGCUAGCUGAGAAACUGGGCCUCAAGGAUAGUCAGGUGAAGAUCUGGUUCCAGAACCGUCGCAUGAAGUGGAGGAACUCCAAGGAGCGCGAGCUGCUCGCGUCUGGCGGCUCCCGGGAGCAGACCCUCCCCAACAAGAACAACCCCCACCCGGACCUGUCCGACGCGGAGGUGGACCGCCACAAGCUGUCUCCACCGCCCGAUGACGACAAGUACGGGCCCGCGCCCACACACGCGCCCGAGCCCCGGGGCUUCAGGGAGCACGCCUUCACCGCCGCGGACGAGGCCGACGAGUACUACAGCGAUCCCAGCGCCUCCGACGAGGAGAUCAACGUCACAUGACUUGUAUAGAGACGGAGCCGGCCUCAGGACAGGGGGAGGGGGGGAGGGUGACGAUGACUUCUGAUAAUGAUGUUGCUUACCACGAGUCUGGUCUCCAACUAAAUACUGACAGUACUCAGUUUCUCAUCCGUACAUCAGUUAAUAUCAUCUCGUGACGAGUUUUAUGAGUGGAAUACUGGAAACUGUCCGUGUUGAGUGUGACGCAGACAGGCAGACAGUAGUAAGGAUGAUCCACAGCAGUCUGUCUCGAGCUCCGCGCGAGUCCUCGUCCUCGCCCUCGCCCCUUGUGCUGUAACUGUUGUAGUUCUAAAAUAUAAUUUUAACGCGAAACAUAUUUUAGUGUUUUAUAAAUUAAAUUAUCUGUUGUAUUGUAAAUAUAGAUGUAACUCCACGCUGGACUUUAUUUGCUCAAAACAAAACAGAAGUCUUAACGCUGUCCACAGGCCACAGCCUCAGUGGGAGACGUAUACUGUCAUUGACUCACGACUCAUCCGUUCAAUGUUUCUAGAUCACGUUAACUUGAAUACUUACAGUUCGAUCGUAAUAUUCGAAUCAUUACGACGACGUAUGAAUGUAUAAUAUGGUCAUUGUUCAUAUUGCACUGUCCCAAGUAUGAGUCGCCGUCGUCUCCCGACACACCGACGGUCGCGAGUAACGUUCAUACUGUCGGUUUGCCAGGUGGACGAUCGUAUCUCGUACUACGGAUACAUCGCACAGAUUAUAUAAGUAUUGAAGACGGAUCGGACACGGCUACUGCUAUAAUUUUCGGUAACUGUAACACUCACUAUUGACUACUAGUGACUAUUCUUUCCAUGCAAACGGGAACACGGACAAACUGAUAGUUCGCAGUCGCGGCGCCAGGCUGCCGUUCCGUCUUCAGCUCGUACUAAUCUCUAUAUUAUUAUUAUAACUAGAAUGUAUCUGUGAACGCACCAACAUGUAAAUAUUAUUUAAGAAUUAUCUAAAUUUUAUGUGAAAAAUAAAUAUUACGAUUCCAAAA